AUGCCUCGCCAAUCUCGUUCCCGUCCCGCCGCUCGCCCCGCCAGCUCGUCCUCGUCUUCUCCCUUUGGCAACUCGAGCGGCCAAACUCGCCAAGCUUCGACAGCUGCUUACCCUCCCCAAGCUCAACCCUAUGGAGCCUACCCUCAACAAGCCCAGGCUCAACAGAGACAACCUGGCUUGCUCGCUCAGAUGGCCGCCACAGCCAGUUCGGUGGCUGUCGGUUCUACCGUCGGUCAUGGAUUGAGCAACAUGUUGUUUGGUGGGAGGAGUGAGGCGCCUGUUGAACAGCAGGCACCACCUCAGCAGCAGUAUGCUCCCCAGAACUCGGGACUGAGCUGUGAUUUCCAGGCAAAGGAAUUCACCAAAUGCAUGGAGCACGGCGAUAUCAACACUUGCGGUUGGUACCUUGAGCAACUCAAGGCUUGCCAAGCUGCUGCCCGUCCUUAUUAA
This is a messenger RNA of Rhizoctonia solani, 450 nucleotides long. RefSeq names its product mitochondrial intermembrane space import and assembly protein. The transcript is spliced from 4 exons. Bases 1 to 450 code for a protein of 149 amino acids. Lineage: Eukaryota; Fungi; Basidiomycota; Agaricomycetes; Cantharellales; Ceratobasidiaceae. Gene Ontology annotation, biological process: mitochondrion organization. The record is from RefSeq and is a predicted model, not a curated record. Gene Ontology annotation, cellular component: mitochondrion; nucleus.